Harmonia axyridis is the source of this 563-nucleotide messenger RNA. RefSeq names its product 60S ribosomal protein L27a (gene RpL27A). The record is from RefSeq and is a predicted model, not a curated record. Gene Ontology annotation, cellular component: cytosolic large ribosomal subunit; ribosome. Lineage: Eukaryota; Metazoa; Arthropoda; Insecta; Coleoptera; Coccinellidae. Bases 91 to 537 code for a protein of 148 amino acids. The transcript is spliced from 5 exons. Gene Ontology annotation, molecular function: structural constituent of ribosome. Gene Ontology annotation, biological process: translation.
AUUUUAAUAAUAUUCAAACUUCUGUGAAUUUUCUGAACGUAAAUUCUCUUUCGUAGGUUACCGUCCUAUCGUCUCUUUGGGAUAUUCAAGAUGUCGACCCACAAGAAAAAAACUAGGAAGUUGAGAGGUCAUGUGAGCCAUGGGCAUGGAAGAAUCGGUAAACACCGUAAGCAUCCUGGAGGUCGCGGUAAUGCUGGUGGUAUGCAUCACCACAGGAUUAACUUCGACAAAUACCAUCCUGGAUAUUUUGGAAAGCUUGGUAUGGUCAGAUAUCAUCAAAAGAAAAACUCUAAAUGGCAGCCUGCCAUCAACAUUGAUAAAUUAUGGACACUUGUAAGUGAACAAACAAGACAGAAGUACAAAGAUGACCCUAAUGGAAAGGCCCCAGUUAUAAAUCUUAUUAAAGCUGGAUACUACAAACUAUUAGGAAAAGGAAGGUUGCCUGCUCAACCAGUCAUAGUGAAGGCUAAAUUCUUCUCUAAAAGGGCAGAAGAUAAGAUCAAGGCUGUAGGAGGAGCUUGUAUUUUAUCUGCCUAACUUUAAUAAAGUUAUUUUGUAAAUCA